ACUUAAAAAUGUAUCCAAUAUUAUACUUUGAAAAUGUUUAUAUAGGGAAAUUUCCCUAUAAAGGUGUGUUAAAUCCUCUUGCUUUAUAGGGAAAGAUCAUUUAAAGUGUGUAGAAAAGCAAAAUUAUAAUAAGUCAAAACUCAUUAUCAGAAGUGUUGCAUAAAACUAUUUUCCCUUGCUUUGCGUGUGACAUAGCCUAUAAUAAAAGAAAAUUGUAAAUUCGAAUGAAUGUUUUCUGGAUUUUCCAUGUUUACUCUUAGCAGUCGUUGACCUACAGAAACCCUUAAAAAAAAGAAAAGAAAGAAAUAUAUAAUAAAAAGAGACGUGAGUGGCGGUUGCAUAAUCGUGUCACAUUUUCCAAUGAGACAUUUCAUCGGAAUGCGGACCAGAAAAUCCAACAAUUUUGAUACUUUUCUUAAAUUUAUAAUGAGAAUUCUCCAAGAUAAAAACUUUUGGCGGUAAAAAAUGCUAUUAAAAUUUAUUAUAAGAUAAAUGUAUUCCCUAUUUAUAAUAUAUAUAGGAUUAAAGACGAGACGGAAUAUUAAAAUCAGGCAUAGUGUUUACAAAAGUUGAAUAGAAGUCAGCGAAGUAGUGCAAGAUCGCAACCUUUCUCCUUAACCUCUGUUAGAAUACAUUAACCGACAUUCAGACAAGGACGACCCAGAAAAAAAAAGAAGCGCUGACGUAAUGGGCCGUUAUCGACGCCUAACAAUGACGUAAUUAAGCUGGUAUCCGAUGAACCCGCCGAAAUUCCCGAGUAAAAUUCGGUUAAGAAGAGAUAAGGUUUUUGAGAAAAUCUCGAGCAUGCGCUUUAAGAGUGUUGGGACCAUCCAGGAUCUAAGGAGUAGAAAUGUAGGCCAUUGCUACACAGGUCAGUGGAGGGGUUUGUUUGCCUAUAUAACAACUCCCAAUCGUCGUCUCCUAUUCACUUGGCCUAUGCAUUGACGGAUACAACAGUUCUUCAGAUACAAGUGGCAAACAUGCACCCUGGUUAUAUAAUAAUCGUUUUCCUUCUGUCACAGGGUUUUUGCAAAGAAAUUGAUAGCACUCAAGAUUUACAACAAGAAGAAUCUGCAAAUCUUCCUGCCGAACACAGAGGGCAUUAUGGACCUCCUGACGUGCAUCACCACUUAGAGUCUAUAAACGAAGUUUGGCCGGCGGGAAGGCCAGAUAUGCCUCAAGUUAAAGGAUUGAAUGUAAAAUGCGAAAAAAAUCACAUGAAAGUUUAUAUUCAGUUCGAUAGGCCUUUUUAUGGAAUGGUAUUUAGCAAAGGCCAUUACAGUGAUCCCAGUUGUGUUCACAUGCCGCCGAAUUCCGGUCAUUUGGAAGCCAAAUUUGAUAUUUUCCUGGGAGCUUGCGGCAUGUCGGGUAACCAUCACGGGAUCCAAAAUCAUCACGGUGAUGGAGGUGGUGGUCUGUUUAUUGAGAAUACGAUUAUCGUUCAGUACGAUCCUCAAGUACAAGAAAUUUGGGAUCAAGCCAGAAAAUUAAGAUGCACUUGGUACGAUUAUUACGAAAAAGCUGUGACAUUUCGUCCUUUCGGUGUAGAUAUGCUGGAUGCCAUUACCGCAAAUUUUUUAGGUGACAACAUACAAUGCUGGAUGCAGAUUCAAGUGGGUAAAGGACCUUGGGCUAACGAAGUUUCUGGAAUAGUGAAGAUCGGUCAGACUAUGACAAUGGUUCUGGCUAUUAAAGACGACGAAAAGAAAUUUGACAUGUUGGUCAGAAACUGCAUUGCACACGAUGGCCAUCGUCAGCCCAUCCAAUUAGUAGACGAAUACGGAUGUGUAGUACGACCGAAAAUAAUGAGCCCUUUUCAAAAAAUAAAAAACUUUGGAGAAGCAGCUUCAGUAAUGUCUUACGCUUACUUUCAAGCUUUCAAAUUUCCUGAUUCUAUGAACGUGCAUUUUCAAUGCGUCAUACAAGUAUGCAGACGAGAAUGCCCCGAGCCAAAAUGCCCGGGAGAAUUCGAACAUCAACAUUACGUACCCGAACCACGAGAACCUUCGGUAGCUUAUUCUGAUCUGAAUCCAGCCAUUGAAAGUGCUCAAAAUAUCAAAUCAGAAGGCGUUAAAGCACAACAAAUAGCUGUAGAUAUCAAAGCCAGUGGACUGAACGCGCAAGAAUCUAUUAAAAAGAAUAGCGCAUCUCAAGUAUUCUAUAACAGAAAGGGCGAAAUCUCGGAAAAUGACAAAGAGAACGAUCUAGAUCGUAAACCUUUAUAUGCUAUAGCAGGAACAGGGGGAAUGCCGAGGUCACUCAAUGUGACUAGGAGGAAGAGACAGACGGACGAUAUGAAGGAUAUUCAGACACAAAAGGUAAUUCAAGUAGUAGCGCCCGGUGACGUGGCAUUUGCUUUGCCAAACACUCAGAACGAAACGGUGGUAUAUGCCACUCCCAGUCAGCAUAAUACUAGUUCUAUUUGUAUGUCUCUCCCCGGCUUCACUGCAGGAUUGGUAAUUCUCCUCCUCCUCUUCAUUGUGUCCACUCUGGUAGCAGCCUUCCUCUUCUUAAGAAUUAGACAUUUGACGUGUAAAGAAGAACAAGACUGUAUAAAAAACGGUUUCAGCUACGGAAAUCCGAGAGAGAUCGUUAAUGUGAUGAUGCCCGUGACCAAAUGAAGAUGCCCAUAAUUAUUGUAGAAAUGAUUUAAACUUUUGAUAUCGAGUGCCUAAAAAAAAAGGAGAUUUUCUCCCUGUCAUUACGUAUUUAAUGUAACACUUCGUGCACGUUUUAAUUUCACCAUCACCGAAUAAUUUUAACUAUUUUAGUAGAUUGUUUUUGGUAAGCUUACAAGAACUUUGAGGAAGUUUUCACCUAAGCGUUUUACUUCCUUUUGGACAUACUGCUGGGCCAGUCAUUAUAUUUAUUUAAGUACCUUCAAUGAAGUGUAUAGUAAAUCGGAAAUUCCUACUCCUUACAAACUGCCAAUUUGUUUUGCAAAUAACGUAGCUAGAAACUUGGGAGCUUUGACACAUUAACCGAUUACUUUUAUUCUCCCAGAUUCAUAUACUCAUGUUUUCUAACUUAAUAUAUCGAUUUGAAACAUGCCAAGGGAGCGUGUUCAGCCCGUCCUAGACUCGUCUGUAUAUAAUUUUAUUAUUAAAAAUGUUUUAAAUCCUAUUCAUGUUA
Messenger RNA from Centruroides sculpturatus (bark scorpion), 3132 nucleotides. RefSeq lists its product as uncharacterized. Bases 981 to 2621 code for a protein of 546 amino acids. The transcript is spliced from 3 exons. Lineage: Eukaryota; Metazoa; Arthropoda; Arachnida; Scorpiones; Buthidae. The record is from RefSeq and is a predicted model, not a curated record.